Molecule: messenger RNA, 2140 nt
Organism: Mangifera indica (mango)
Lineage: Eukaryota; Viridiplantae; Streptophyta; Magnoliopsida; Sapindales; Anacardiaceae
Product: probable carboxylesterase 11
Exons: 2
Coding region: 386-1768 (460 amino acids)
Molecular function (GO): hydrolase activity
Source: RefSeq, a predicted model, not a curated record
CGCCAAAUUCCUCGACUCAACCAUAAAAACACUUGAAUCUGAAGCGCGUACCACACACACGCCAACAUUUUCUUAAAAUCAAAAGCAUAUCAUUAUCAUAAAGUUGCAUGUAUACCCAUCACCGUCACCUCAUUCGCUCUCUUCCUCUUUCUGUCAAGUGUUUUUCGCCAUGGAAACAUCGUCAUCAGAUUUAAGCAAUCUCCAGAUUGCCUAAACCCUAAUCUGAUGAGAUCCGUUUUCCGAAAUAAAGAAAAUAAAAAGCCUUGUUUCAACUCCGAAAUCACGAAUUUAUAAAACAGAAAAAAAACGAAACACGAUUAGACUCUGACACGGCGCCUAACAACGUAACAUAUGUGUGGAGUCUCUAUUUUGUUUUGAGAGAGAAAUGCCGAGCGUAGCUGUGAAGCUAUACAGUGUUUUCUUCAAGUUCCUCUUGAAACACCGACUACAGAACCGGAUCCAAACCCCGUCCGCUGAAUCCGAUCCGUUUGGAGUGACGACCCGACCUGAAGAAUCCGUGGCCCCGUCCAAUCCUUUAUUCUCUGACGGAGUUGCGACAAAGGAUAUCCAUAUCGACCCGUUCACUUCUCUCACGGUCCGGAUUUUUCUACCCGAAUCCGCCCUCCAUUCGCCCGAAUCUGAUUCCAAACUUCAAUCUAAAACUAAAGCCCGUUUGAACUCUAGGAAGGCCGAUCUGGAAGAGAGCGAGGUGCUUUUACGGAGGUACAGUUACGGCUCGUCGAAUGUGGGGACUGCGGUAACGAGACAGGAAGAAUAUCGGAGAAGUAGUCACGGUGGUGGUGGUAGUGACGUGGAGGCUUUGAAUUUGAAAUCCGACGCGUAUAGAGGGUAUGCACCGGUGGAUGUGAACCGGAGGAAAUUACCGAUAAUGUUACAGUUUCACGGGGGAGGGUGGGUGAGUGGGAGCAACGAAUCGGUGGCGAACGAUUUUUUCUGUCGGCGGAUCUCGAGAUUGUGUGAUGCGAUUGUUGUGGCGGUAGGGUAUAGGUUGGCGCCGGAGAAUAGGUACCCGGCGGCGUUUGAGGAUGGGCUCAAAGUGUUGAAUUGGUUGGGGAAGCAGGCGAAUUUGGCGGAGUGUAGUAAGAGCAUGGGGAAUGCGCGUGGUGGUGUUGUGGAGUCUAGAAAGGCGGACACUAAUCGACAUAUUCUGGAUGCAUUUGGUGCGGCUAUGGUGGAACCCUGGUUGGCUGCUCAUGGAGAUCCUUCAAGAUGUGUUCUACUUGGGGUGAGCUGUGGUGCAAACAUUGCAGACUAUGUGGCUCGGAAAGCUGUUGAAGCAGGAAGGCUUCUGGACCCUGUCAAAGUUGUUGCACAGGUUCUGAUGUACCCUUUCUUCAUUGGAAGUAUCCCAACACAUUCAGAGAUAAAGUUGGCUAACUCCUACUUCUACGACAAGGCUAUGUGCCUACUUGCAUGGAAACUUUUUCUUCCUGAGGAGGAGUUCAGUCUGGACCAUCCAGCUGCUAACCCCCUCGUCCCAGAUCGGGGGCCACCUUUGAAGCUCAUGCCCCCAACACUCACAGUGGUAGCUGAACAUGACUGGAUGAGAGAUAGGGCCAUUGCUUACUCAGAGGAGCUCCGGAAGGUAAAUGUUGAUGCACCUGUUCUUGAAUACAAGGAUGCAGUUCACGAAUUUGCAACACUUGACAUGCUUCUGAAGACCCCACAGGCCCAUGCCUGUGCCGAGGACAUUGCCAUCUGGGUUAAGAAGUACAUCUCAUUUCGAGGCCACGAGUUCUCUUAUUAAAUAGGAGAUGUUAAACCUUUAAACAGUUCCAGCUAUUCCUGAUAUAUGCUUUGCUAUUUUAUGGGAAAGGGAGUUUCAAAUUGUUGCCAUUGAAUCGUGAUGAGAUCUGCACUAUUUUGCAUGAGCUCUUUCCGGCCAAUUUAGCUGCUGGUUCUCCAUCAGUUUUCAUAUUUUACCUCGCCCUAUUUUGUUCUUUUUGUAAUAUAGAGAACUUCUCAGAGUAGAAAAUUUGUGAGGUGUGAGAUGAGAGAUGAUAUUACAUCCUGUUUGAGUAUUGUGCUUCCAAAAUAUUGCCACCGGUAACAAAUUUUUCUGUGUAUUAAAGUGUACUAUAUCAGGAUUGCCCAUGAAUAGGGUUUAUUCGAAAGAAAA